Molecule: messenger RNA, 2590 nt
Organism: Esox lucius (northern pike)
Lineage: Eukaryota; Metazoa; Chordata; Actinopteri; Esociformes; Esocidae
Gene: mipb
Product: major intrinsic protein of lens fiber b
Exons: 4
Coding region: 556-1347 (263 amino acids)
Biological process (GO): transmembrane transport
Cellular component (GO): plasma membrane
Molecular function (GO): water channel activity
Source: RefSeq, a predicted model, not a curated record
AUUUGGGUCAUCAUAGGUGUGCCACCUCCCUCCCCUGGCCCGCAGGGGGGAUUAUGGCGUCACUUGGGGCCCCUGGGGGGGUGUUAUAAAGCCCCUGUUCGGCCCUCUCCCCUCCGUCAGAGAGGCUAAAAAGUCCACAGGACACUUUAUCCCUGUAUACUCCAGAACCACCCCCGCAGCAUCGAUGAACACCUCAUCUUGAUAGCUAUUCUGAAAUCCACACCCAAACACAAACUCCCCUAUGUCCUCACAAGAGGCAGCCAGUGGAGACAAGCAAGCACAGCUGAGUUGAUGUUUGACUACCAACUCACGAUCGUCCAUAGCAUAGAGCUAGAUCUGUUGUUGGGUGGAUUCCUGUGUUGACUUUCAAAAAGAAAAUUGUCUUCAAACUAAUUGGCUCUCAGAGACAGCAUACAGGACAGACCAGAUAGCUGGGAAAUCUUUUUUUUUUUUGCAUCUGAGAAAUUAUUAAAGGAGAAUCCAGGCUUUUCUAGAACAACUUUUUUCCCCUCAAGAACAAUUUCUAUUCUGAGGAACAUCCAGUGAGCAGCCAUUAUGUGGGAGUUCCGGUCCAUGACGUUUUGGCGGGCGGUCUUCGCCGAGUUCUUCGGGACCAUGUUCUUUGUGUUUUUCGGCUUGGGCGCCGCACUUCGCUGGACCACUGGGCCUUACCACGUACUGCAUGUGGCCAUGUGCUUCGGCUUUGCGGCUGCCACCAUGAUCCAGUCUAUCGGUCACAUCAGUGGAGGCCACAUCAACCCAGCCGUCACCUUCGCCUACCUGGUGGGCUCCCAGAUGUCCCUGUUCCGUGCCUUUUUCUACUGGGCUGCCCAGUGCCUGGGGGCCGUUGCCGGGGCCGCUGUACUCUAUGGUGUCACCCCAAACAACAUGAGGGGCAACAUGGCCCUGAACACGCUGCAGCCCGGCAUCAGUCUUGGCAUGGGCACCACAGUGGAGGUGUUCCUGACCAUGCAGCUGGUCAUAUGUGUUUUUGCCGUCACGGAUGAGAGGAGGAACGGUCGCUUGGGCUCUGCUGCCCUCUCCAUCGGCUUUGCAGUCACCGUCGGACACCUCAUGGGGAUGUACUACACCGGCGCUGGGAUGAACCCCGCUAGGUCUUUCGCCCCCGCUGUGCUCUUCAGGAACUUUGUCAACCACUGGGUGUACUGGGUAGGUCCAAUGAUAGGAGGUGCUAUGGGAGCACUUCUCUAUGAUUUCAUGCUGUUCCCCCGCAUGCGCGGUCUGUCAGAGCGCCUGGCCACUCUUAAGGGCAGCCGACCCCCCGAGACGGAGACCCAACAGGACACCCGAGGUGAUCCCAUCGAGCUCAAGACGCAAGCCCUAUAAACCUGCCUCCAACUGGGGGAUAAAGGACAAGGGACAGGCCCUGUGUCCGCCAACCCUUAAGCUGCCCCCAUCCAAUCAACACACACACACACUAACAGACACAAACUCAUAUCGAAACACACUGACUGACAUUCAGCUACUGAUACACAAAACUUUACACACAUCCAUACACACACACAGGUUCACAACAUUCAACCUCAACGUGCAUCGAGACUCCUCCCCCUCCUGCCUCUCUUUGCAUCCUGGGACGUGGUGUUUGAUGGAGCGACCAGGCCUGUUCCAACAGUCCCAAUUCUUCUCUUCAGCCACAUCAAGACUUCCUCUCACACUCACACAUGGAAGGACCAAAGCUGUCAGAAGAGAAGCAUAUGGACCUUUUGUCUAACAGGGAAAUAAACUAGGGUGGGGGGGGGCAAGUGUGAGAGGUCUGAGGGUGAGGUGUAGGUGGGGGACAGAGGUAUGGGUGGGGUAAAAGGUAAGGGCAGGUAAGGGUUUAGGAUGGAAGGUUGGGAUGGAGAUUGGGUAAAGGGGUUGGGGUGAGGAUAGAGGGCCUAUGCUCCAGGUUUUUUGUUGUAUAGGGUUGAGUUAGACCACUGAAAAUGGGCAUACCUUUUCAUUAUUCAUCUGAUUUUAUCUCUCCAUUUACUUUUCAUUUUGUUUUCUGCACUUCAGACACAAGACUUGGAUGUAUGACAGCAUUAGAUUUUACCAAGGUUUCAUUUUUCGAAUCACUUCAUUUUAUCUUUGUGUGUGUGCGUGAGUGUGUGUGAGUGCUUCCACAGUACGUGCGUGAGAGUGUGUGAGUGAGAUUGAGUGCGUGCAUGCUCGUGCCUGUUUGUGUGUGGGUGCGUUUGCCAGUGAGUGCCUGUGUGUGAGCGUGUCUGUAUGUGAAUGUGUGUGUGAUUGAGUUCGCAGAUACAGUAAUUUUUAUUUUGUUUUAUUUUCAUUACCACUCUCCUGUUUGUAUCAUGAUUAUGUUCUAUUACGUUAUCAAUUUUUAAGACAUUAUCAAUUCUCCUCCCCUCACUGUGGUAUUUGCUAUGAUAUUCAUUUUUACACAUCCAUCUGCUUUUUUGUUCAGAAAAAAAGAAAAUAUGCUAAGGAAACGUUGUAUCUGGACUGGUUCAGUUCAGCACAGAAUGGCUGUGUAAGCUUUUCAUUUGGUCUCCUUUUAUUAUUUAAUACUUAAUGGGAGCACACGGCAAUUUAACCAUAUUUAAAUGAAAAUAAAUACAAAAAGUAA